AUGAACAUUAUAGCUACAAAUGGCCUUGAUAUUUACUCGAGCGAGGCAAGGGUGUAUCUAGUACCAACAGAAGAAUCAGCUCGCAACUACGACAGUUGGAUAUGCGGAGGUGCUAUUAUUCAUCCUUUCUUGGUGCUAACUUCGGCUGCCUGUAUAGAAGAUGUGGAGAAGACUUAUGUAGUGGCUGGUUAUAAUAAAUACGUCAAACUAUCAGAUUUAGAUAAAAAUGAAUGCACUAAAAAUAUGAAAAGAAAGAUUGUUGAAACUUAUGUACCUUUAUCGUACGAACUGGACUACAAUAAUCUAGAGAAUUGGUCCGCACUCGAUAUAGCUGUGGUGAAAGUUGAAAAACAGUAUCGCUUCGACGAUCAAAAUUUUACAAAAUACUGCUCCUAUGCACCUAAUAAAAUCGAUGUCAAUUUUGACAAGCAGAACGAGAAACCUGGCACUCAAGCGAUUGUGCUGGGAUGGGGGCAUACAAGAAAAUGGCGAAUGGAAGAAGAUAAAAGAGACCAUAACGCUAACAAACUUCUCUAUGGCCCAACAAUUAUAUUUCCAAAAUUUGAGUGCAAAAAGUAUUACAUAAAUCCUAAUUUAACUAAUAUUAUUGACAAAUAUAUGAUCUGUACCAAUGGCAACGGUCUACUGAAUGAUUCUGGGGCUACUAAUUUAAGUCACGAAUAUGAACUUGAAUCGGAAGCAACGAAAUUGGAAUAUAUUACAGACCAUCACGUGGAUUCUGAUGGAAUCAUAGACAGCUUUCGUAAACUUAAAACUAACCCUGAUGCAGAAAGCAUAGAAAGUAAACCAGGAAUAUGUCAGGCAAAAUAUGGUCGG
Molecule: messenger RNA, 837 nt
Organism: Brenthis ino (lesser marbled fritillary)
Lineage: Eukaryota; Metazoa; Arthropoda; Insecta; Lepidoptera; Nymphalidae
Source: the annotation of a GenBank genome assembly